This is a messenger RNA of Sphaerulina musiva SO2202, 3580 nucleotides long. Its product is annotated as AFG1_ATPase-domain-containing protein. Gene Ontology annotation, cellular component: mitochondrion; cytoplasm. Gene Ontology annotation, molecular function: ATP binding; ATP hydrolysis activity. NCBI's taxonomy places the organism in Eukaryota, Fungi, Ascomycota, Dothideomycetes, Mycosphaerellales, Mycosphaerellaceae. The record is from RefSeq and is a predicted model, not a curated record. Bases 218 to 1891 code for a protein of 557 amino acids. Gene Ontology annotation, biological process: protein quality control for misfolded or incompletely synthesized proteins. The transcript has 2 exons.
CUGGGAAAACACUACAUACAUAGGCGAUAUGAAGCAAUCCGGGGGCCGGAUGUCUUGGAAGAAUGCGAUAUGACCAGCUUUGCGAACGACACGAGAAAAAGGCACAGGCACAGCAGGACCUCCCGUCGAAGACCAAGCGUGAACUCGAGAGCCGUGGUAUCCCGUGACAAGAGGCGGUGAUUAGGUCCAUUGUGCAUCAGGUUGGUAAGAAAGAACAAUGACGACUCCAGAAGCAAGCCGAGUGCUGCGGAGUCUGGUCCGGGCAACGAGGCCUCACGUUACUCGACAGCAGCGAAGGACCAUCUGUGUCGAAUGCCUGGCGAAGGAGAGGACGACGACAUCUCUGCACCGACCGGCGCUCCCACUCGCAGUGCAUCAGAGAAAGAGCAGGCGGCGCAUGUCGACACAAGUGGAGAUCCGUCAGCAGGGCAUCACAGGCACCGGACCGAUCGCAGAAUACGAUGCUCGAGUGCAAUCGGGACGCCUACGAGACGACGAACACCAGCGCAUGCUGAUUCAAUCUUUGCAAGAUCUGCACGAUGUGUUGGUCCACUAUGUUCCGCCACCGGUGGUCAAGCCCACGAUUGAGUCGUUGCAGCCCAAGAAGAAGGCCGGCCUGUUUGGCUCGUUGUUUGGUGGAGUGGGAGACAGUCAGCUGGUUAUGAGGGCGAGACCAGACUUGCCCAAGGGCAUCUACAUGUAUGGCGAUGUGGGGAGCGGCAAGACGAUGAUGAUGGACCUCUUCUAUGACACGCUUCCGGAUAACAUCACUCAUAAGACCAGAAUUCAUUUCCACAACUUCAUGCAGGAUGUGCACAAGCAGCUGCACAAGAUGAAGAUGCAGCAUGGUCAGUAUAUUGACUGCAUACCAUUCGUGGCUGCUGAGAUUGCCGAGCAUGCUUCCGUGUUAUGCUUUGACGAAUUCCAGUGCACUGAUGUGGCAGAUGCCAUGAUCCUGCGCAGAUUAAUCGAAAGCUUGAUGGCCCAUGGAACUGUAAUGGUCACCACUUCAAAUCGCCAUCCUACCGAACUGUAUAAGAAUGGAAUCCAACGCGAGUCCUUUGUGCCUUGCAUCAACCUCCUCCUCGACCAACUCCGCGUACUCAACCUCGACUCCACCACCGAUUAUCGCAAAAUCCCGCGUCCGCCGUCUGGUGUGUACCAUCAUCCCCUCGACGCUUCCUCUGCCCGGCACGCCUCGUACUGGUUCAAGUUCUUUGGCGAUUUCGAAAACGAUCCUCCCCACGCCGAUACCCAGCACGUCUGGGGCCGUAAUAUCGACGUUCCGAAAGCCUCGGGAAGGGCUUGUUGGUUCACCUUUAACGAGCUCAUCGGCUCUGCAACAGGUGCAGCAGACUAUCUCGAACUGGUCAAACACUACGAUGCCUUUGUCGUGACCGACGUUCCCGGCAUGAAUUAUCGUUCUCGCGAUCUCGCUCGUCGCUUCAUCACAUUCCUCGAUGCCGUCUACGAGUCUCGCGCAAAACUGGUCUUGACCACCGCUGUUCCUCUCACCCAACUCUUCAUGUCACGAACCGAAAUAGACAAUAUGAUUGAUGAGGCUGCGAAUACCGUCAAUGCCGACAAGCGAGUCCAGGCUGCCGCAAAGAAGAAGAAUGAACAACAAAGUCAGGCUGGAAGUGAUGUGGAUGAUACGAUGAGAAUGAUGAUGGACGAUUUGGGCAUGAAUAUGGAUUCUAUGAAGAAGAGUAGUUUCUUCACCGGCGAUGAGGAGGCUUUUGCUUUUGCUCGAGCACUGAGUCGUCUGACGGAGAUGGGAAGUCAGGAGUGGGUGGAAAGAGGCUUGGGCAUGUCGAGUACUGGGAGUGGGCAAAAGGAUGUAGAAGAUUGGAAGAAGGUCAGAAGUAGCUGGCGGCAAGAUUCGAAUUGAACGUAUAUUUGUGUUGUUGGUCCGGGGUGGAGAGGUUUUCACACCGCCGCCGCCAUCACGUCCACAGACGCGCACCGGAUGCACGCGCUUGCGUACUAGGCACCCUACGAUAAGAUGCUCGUAAGAGUUGGGAAGUAUACCGCCUCCCUGCCACACUCUACAGGCUAUAUCCUGGAGCCAUAGCUAUACUGUAACUGCCAAGCCGCGACACUUGUCCUUUUCUUUUCUGGAUACAUGGACAUGAUAUGUCUCGUCUUACUUAUAAGAAGAAGACUAUUGCUACCAGGUCAAUAGCAGCAUAUGCUUGUGGACUUGGCAAAAUCACAACACCGCCUACGUUCAAAGCUUGGCCAUAUCGACCGGGUCUGCUUGACGACUCUCGAGCUCUGAAACCUUCUCAUCAUCCAUGCGUUGAUGGUUACAAGGGAGCACAUCCGGAUAUCGCGGUGUGAAAAAUGUAUAUACACCGUCAGUCGCUCACCAUGCUGUUUUCCUCAUUUUCCAAAAUACUUCAAAAAUGCCAGGACCCAACCCGAAUGCUACCGCCGACUCCAACCCUCUUUCGAGAGCGUGGUUGACAUUAGUCACACGUGCUUCAUAUCUUCCCGGACUCGCAGUGCUGGUUGAUUCCUUGUAUAAACAUGGCUCGAAACAUCCUCUCAUUGUUCAAUAUACAACCGACCUCCCCGAAGACUGUAUCAAAUGUCUCCAACUCCUUCACGGCCUCUACCCGCUAUGCCUCCCGCAGCGUGUCGAAUCUAUCCCCCUACCCGAUGGUCUCGAGCCCGUAGCCGCUCGCUUUGCAGACACUCUGACGAAAUUGCGCGCCUUCCAGCCUCUGACACAGAACGAACUUGAUGUCCUGGGAUUGCCGUCCACGCCGAAAGAAAUCUGUUUUCUGGACGCGGACAUUCUUAUCAUGCGGAACCUGGAUGACAUCUUCGACGUCCCACGACCCGGCUCGGAUUGGGUCGCAUCUCAUCACGCCUGCGUCUGCAAUGUGGACGGCGAUCCUCUUGCACCACCAGAGUACUCGAUCGAAAACUGUCCCUUCACCCGUGUGGAGCACCCAGAGGCUCUCGAGCAGCCUGUACUUGUCCCAGAAACGGAAGCUCAGAAGAAGACCUACGCCCUUCUCAACUCUGGCGUCUUUGUCUGCACACCUUCUCAGGAACUAUGGCAAAAGAUCCAGGACUUUUUCACAAACAACGAAGCAUUGGUCAAGACUUUUAAAUUCCCCGAUCAGAACUUUAUGGAAGUGUUUUUCCAGGACAAAUGGGUGCCACUGGGUUGGCAGUACAAUGCCAUCAAAACCCAUCGAUACUGGCACUCGGCCGCCUGGCGAGAUGACGAAGUCCGAGCACUUCAUUAUAUCAUUGACAAACCAUGGGAAGUCAGGACCGGGAAAGGUGAUGCUGCUGGAUAUCUCGGACGUGACGGUGUAACGCACAGCUGGUGGUGGGCUGCCUACGACCAGUUUGUAGAAGAAAUGGCGCGACGAGGAGAUGUCGGCCGCGCCGUUGUCGCUUGUGUCUCAAGGACUUUGAAUCCCGCAGACUCGGCGCAGAGAAGAGUUGGAGGGAGGGAGCUACUCGCUCGACUAGGGCGAAAGAGUGCUUUGCCUGUUCUUGUGUAGGCUUACUAUUAUACAAUAUCGUAUUUGAUUCGUAGCGUUCUGCAACCUUAUUA